This is a messenger RNA of Micropterus salmoides (largemouth bass), 4135 nucleotides long. RefSeq names its product MTOR associated protein, eak-7 homolog (gene meak7). Gene Ontology annotation, biological process: TOR signaling. The record is from RefSeq and is a predicted model, not a curated record. The transcript is spliced from 8 exons. Lineage: Eukaryota; Metazoa; Chordata; Actinopteri; Centrarchiformes; Centrarchidae. Bases 1362 to 2591 code for a protein of 409 amino acids.
UUUGGCUGUCACUACAUGCACGAUGGAAAGCUUAGCUGUUGGUCUUUAAAAGGUUAGCGGCACACAGACCCUUUUCGAGUUAAGUUGCCUAGCUUUGAGAACAUAUAGUAUGACAUACAUUACGUAAGUGACAAAGUGUUUCAUUUUGUCUGCAGCCAUUUGCGUAGGAGAUACAAACGAAGGAACGUGCUAGCUAGCGUUAGCUAAUCAAUCCAGGUCCUUAAGACGAAAAUGUUUUGUUAUUUACCAUCUGUAGGCUAGCUGUAUUAUUAAAUUCUGAUUUAAAAUGUUUCAUUGAUUAUUAGCAAGGGUCAACAUCGCGUAGAAUGGGACGGAUCUUAAACAAAACAGGGUGCAGCAACACUUGGCAAAAUGUAAUUUAACACAACAUUGCAAAACAAUUGUCGUGGACGACUUACAGAAUUUAAGUUGUGGGUGAGCCCUAGAAUAGAGUUGAGAUACAUCGUUACUAUAAAAAUACACUGUUCAGGCAGCAGAUGAAAUGAAACAGGUGCCGAAGCUAACUUACUCCCCUGAUCACUGGUUCCCGAUUUGGGACCCUCCACGGGGUCACACGAUACAUCUGAGGGGUCACAAGAAUUAAGAAAAGAAAGACACAGGCACAGAUGUUUUUAAAAAAUAAAACUGAUUGAUUAAAAAAUAUAUUUCCUUGUUAAACACUGAACCUUCCUCUCUUCAACCUAUAAAAAUUACACUAUUGGAAAAGAUACACUGAAGCAAUAACCUGUGAUGGGGGGGUCACAAGUUGACAUUGCUUCAUUUUAAGGGGUCAUUCCAGAAAUGGUUGGGAGCCACUGCCCUAGAUUCUGAAAAAUGAAUCAGUUCAGUAGAGACGACAGGACAUUUUGACAAUCUGCUGUAUUCAGUUGGAAAUGAUAUGUCAAACCUCUAUGAGCCAACAAAGUCAGUCACUAACUGAGUGUCAAACUCAAAGUGAUUCAUGAUAUCUUAAUUUUAAGGCCUGACAAUGUGAGUUCCAUUAGUAGUAUCUCACUUUGAAUAUACUGUCUGAAAGCAGUAUAGCACAAUAUAGUAUUUGUUUUAGGGUGGGUUUCUCCUUUAAUUGUAGCUGACUGUAUUUAAACAUAAUGACUGGUGUGUGUGUCCUGCCAUACUGUGUCGGACUGCAGAGCAACAUGGGUAACACAGAGAGUGUGGUCGUGCAGAAGCGGCUGGCCCGCUUCCGCCCUGAAGAGCGGCCUGUGGUUGAGGGGGUUUUCGAUAGGCUCCAGGGUGGUGCUGGGGGCCCUUCAGGAGCUCAGGGGAAAACACCAGCGGGGAAGACUCUAACGCUUGAGAUGCUGCAGGUGUGACUGUGAACACAUAUUGUCAAUUCUUCAAUGGGCAGCCUGGCCCCAGACUCCAUGGUGAGAAGGGUCUACCAGUGCAUGUGUCAAAUCGACCCUGGACCGGCAGCACCUGCAGUUUCUGGGAAGACCAGAACCUCUGCUGUCUCUGGGGUAGGUCGAGAGCAAUUGGUCAUCUUCCUAGCAGACACCCUGCGAGGCACUGCAGAAGAACGGGCUCCUCUCGCCAUGGCCAUGUCCCAGAAUGGAGUGGGAGAAUCAGCAGCGGUUGUCACAUGUGAACAGGUAGCUGAGUUCCUACAGGACCUGAUUUCUGCUGUGGUUCAGAUUCUUCUCAGCAGAGGGCGUCUGCAGGGCUGGAAACCAGAGAGAAUGGGUGAUUGCUCCCUGGGUGUGAAACUCCUGGCAGAGCAGAUGUGUUCUGAACUCAAACCCUCAGAUCAGGGAGGUUGUGAUGUUGCCUGUCUGGAGGACUGGAUCUUCAGGGUCUCCCAGGUAUCGUUGUACUUGGAGAUGCUGGUAGCUGAGGGCCUAAAUGUGUCCCUGAGUGGCCGGUGGGCCUCCACCCUGCUGCCCCCCUGCAGGGAGACUCCCUGGAAAGAGCUGAGGUGUCUACUGGACCUUCCCACCCUCAUGUUUCUGACACCACAGUUGCCAGACAGCUACAGUGCCCCCUGGAGACUUGUGUUUUCCACACGGCUGCAUGGGGAGAGCUUCACCAGGAUGGUGGCCGGCCUGACCAAGCGUGGGCCCACCCUGCUACUCAUUAAAGACACAAAGGGACAUGUGUUUGGGGGCUUUGCCUCCCACGCCUGGGAGGUCAAACCUCAGUUCCAGGGUGACUCCAGAUGCUUCCUGUUCACUGUGUUCCCCAGACUGAGAGUUUAUACAGCAACAGGAUACAACCAACAUUUCAUGUACCUCAACCAGAACCAGCAGACCAUGCCCAACGGACUGGGUAUGGGCGGUCAGCAUGGCUACUUUGGCCUAUGGCUGGACAGUGAUUUUGGCCGUGGUCAUAGCCGCGCACGGCCCAAGUGCACCACCUACGGCAGCCCUCAACUCUCUGGAGAGGAGGACUUCACCCUGGACUCAAUGGAAGUGUGGGCGGUCGGAAAACCCCCAGAACCGGAGGGCGAGGAGGGAGAGGCCAAGAAAAGUAUCCUGGAUGUGGAUCCGGAAAUCCAGGCCAUGAUGGAGAUUGCAGGGAAGACUAUGCACAGUCAAGGCCUCAGGGAACCGGAGGAGGACCAGGAGCAGUGAGGGGCAACUGGGCGAUAGACAAAAACAAUCUCACCACCUGGCACUGACACAAGUCUUUACAAGACUUUAAGACUUGUCUUCAAUAUGUUAAAGACAGCGUUAACUGUGGAAGAUGUUAUCAAAACAUAAACCAAGUAACAAAGCUUAACUAGGUCAAAAGGCAGCUGAUAUGUAAAAUCUGAUCUUACCCUUUCACACACAACUGAUGGCCGAUAGUGUGCUUCAAGCCAGCUUUCAUCUUCGGUUUGAAGGGGACUGUCGUGGAAAUUAUAUUCCAAUUUGUCAUGGCUGUGUUGUUUUUUCUACCAAGAUACACUGGUAUUUCAAUGAAUAUUUUAGAAAUAUCACAAGAGAGAGAAGAGGCAGCAGAAUUAGUGUCUUCACCAGAAGUAGCCUCAGUCAGCCAGAAUGCAUCGAUAUAUCUAGCACUACCUGAAGUAUUAGGUUGAAGAAAGGGAGCACAACAAAACAAUAAGUUACACCAUUAAUAAUUGUGUAUAGUAAAAUAUGUAAAAAAAAUGCUUGCUAUUUUCCUGAAGGUCUGGGUUUGAAGUAGAUCGUCAACCCAUUUUAAUAAAAGUAUAAGUGAAUUGUUGUGUGACAGAUUAUUUAUUACAGGAUUAAAAAAGCUGUAAAUUUAGGAGACAUUAUCUGACACGAGCCUGUUAGUCAGUCUCUCUCUAGAUGGUUCUUCUUCUGAGCCAUUCUAUUUAUGUGUGAACAUGUCAAGAUCCUUCAUAAGUGGUUUAACUAUCUGAGACGUUUCGAAUGCAAGAAGAUAUAUUGACUGUUGAAGUACCAUGGAUUCUAAAUACUUCAUCCCUUCUCAAACUGAACGCUAUGGAUACGCUUCAGAAGUACAAGAGAAGCUUCUUCUGGCUGCUCAUUUAUCCAGACUUGAUGCGCCUCAGGAUUUCUUUUAAUUUUGUUUUAUUUCUUUUUCGAUCGGCGUCAGUGGCUUGUCCACCCACAUCAUGACGCAGACAUUCGAUGUCAAAUGUUUUAUGAUAAUAGACCUGGAUCGUCCAUGCAGAUGUGAUACUGUGCAUUAUGUUGUUUUUUUUAUUUUUAAGUCCAUGAUUUUUGAAAAUACUGUAAAACAUCAGGCGAAGUGGCAUUGGUAGGUGUUAAUUUCAUUAAACUCCAGUAGAAGAGCAGUGUUGAGCUUCAAAGUGACUUAAAGCAAGAUGCACCUGUAGCACCAGGUGUAGCACGACAACAACUAAUGAAUUAACAGACAUGCCGUUGUAUGGUCAUUUUGUAAUGUUGUACAUUUAGAAACAUGCCUCUUACUAUAAUUUCAUAGAAUAUAGUGUUUGAAGUUGAUGUAGGAGAUUCUGUGUGUGUGUGUGUGUGUGUGUGUGUGUAGUGAAUACAUUAUUGUAUUAAAGUAAGAGGGCGCCUGGAGGUUGCACCUACUUUUACUUGUGUGUCUUCAUUUGAUUAUCUCUGACUUUGUAAACUGCUGUCGUAAAUAUAAAUGUCAAAAUCUGCACUUUGACAUCUUGAGUGUACCAAUAUAAACACCUCCUCAGAGAUUGAAA